This is a messenger RNA of Clonostachys solani, 915 nucleotides long. The record is from the annotation of a GenBank genome assembly. NCBI's taxonomy places the organism in Eukaryota, Fungi, Ascomycota, Sordariomycetes, Hypocreales, Bionectriaceae.
AUGGAAGUGGGCAUCAACUUGCACCUGGCGCUACAUCAGCUACGCUAUGAGACCUCUUCACGCGUGGUAUGGGCUGACGCAGUCUGUAUCAAUCAAAGUGAUGUAGAGGAGAGAAGCGAGCAGGUCGCUCUCAUGGGGGAAAUCUUUCAAAAGGCGUAUCAGGUAGUCGUGUGGCUUGGGUCGGAACCUGCCAGCCAUACGAGAAAUGCCGUUGGCGCUUCCGAUGACAAUGAUGAAAUAUCAUCUCAAGCUUUCGCCAUGAUCUGUUCAAUCGUUGACACAUGGGCAAGGGAAACAUACCGUGUCGAUAUUGGACGCCCGCAGUAUAGGAGACAAGGAUCAACUCAAGACGCAUACGACACCAUACCGCUUGACAGGCCGCACUGGGAGAAACUGAAGCCCCUGUUCAGUAAUUCCUGGUUUACAAGGAUGUGGGUUGUUCAAGAGAUUGCCCUGGCCAGGCGGGCCACAGCGGUAUGGGCGAAAAGCGAAAUCUCCUGGGAGCUAAUCGGGCUCGCAGCCGCGAUCAUUCGCACCAACUGGAGAUAUAUCGGGCCUUGGGGAGGACACGAUGGAAUCGGAUCCCAUCGAGUUCCCGUUGGGGUCAUGAACGCUUACUUCAUGUAUCGGAUCUCCAGCUUCCGGUCAAACUUGGACCCCCUUCGCUUCAGCUUCUGUGAACUCCUUGCUCUAACCAAACAGUUUGAAUGUCAGGAGAAGCACGAUAAAAUAUUUGCGCUCCUUGGGCUGAAGACUUCGGAUUGGGCCAAAUUAUUCAUCGUAGUUGAUUACUCGAGGCCCCUAGAUGAUCUUUGGCGCAGUGUAGGUAGCCCUAGCGAUACUUCGCUCGAGGCAGCCUUUGGCGAUCCUAGCUUACGUUCAUCACGAAGAAAUCCCAGACACUCUCAGAAGUGA